AUGGAUGUAGCUGCUGCCGAGUCGCCUUCUUCCUCCUCCAAUCCCCAUUUCCAUCUUGAUGAUGAUGACGACGAUGAUGAUAAUGAUAAUGGACAGCCUCCUUUCAAAUUGGAGCCGGAGGAUCCCCAAAAGUUACCGGACCCCCUCGCCCUUAGUAACAGUAACAAUAAUGAUGACGAUGUUGUUGUCAGUGAUCCUCCUCCAGCUCCAGAUCAACCAGACAACGACAGAGGACACAACAGUAUUCGUGAUGGACAUGGCGACGAUGAGCAACACCGUUGUCCUCCUCAUGGAGACGGCAACGACCAUGGUGGGGAUGAUGGCAGCCCUACAUCCCCAGAAGCCAAAACGGAAUUAGAGGAGCAGGAGAAAAACAAGGACGACGACGACGACCACAACUCUAAUAAUUCCCCAUCACCUCCGGAUCUCGGUAAAGUUUCUCAAGAGAUCGAUCGUUUCAUCUCAUCAUCAGGAGAUGUUGAGUAUGAUGAACAUCCCCCGCCCGAUCUGCCCCUGUUCGUUGAGCAGUUCCUGGAUCUGGUCGAAGCACAGACCGGGAUAAGCCAAGAUCCCUCCUCCUCCUCCGACCACCACCACGAACCGCCUCUUAUAAAAUGGAGUCGACUGACGCAGGAUGAUGCAGCAUCGUUCCUUGAGGCCGCAUCCCGGGUCUCUUCCCUGUCGAGAGCACUCCUGAGAUUCCAGUCCGAACAAAAGUACGCCUCCUGCAUCAACCGCCUCGGAAGGAUUCUCCAGCAGGCCAUGUCGUACCUGGAGGAAGAGUUCAAGUCCCUCCUUGAAGAUCACAAGGCGGCGGCGGCGGCAGCGGCAGGCAAUGUUGAUCAUUCUAAAUCUGCAUCGUCCUCGUCCUCGUCGUCGGAACAGCAUUCAUCAGCUCAUCAAAACCACCACGCCCCACCUCCUCCAGCUGAUGGUGAGCCUGAGCCUGAGCCCGACAGCAACAGCGCUAGCCUUGUAUGUCUCUCCGGAUACAACCCCGAGACCCUGUCCGACUUGAUUCGCUUAUCCAAGGCCCUGGUCGCGGGGGGCUACGAAACAGAGUGCUGCCAAGCCUACUCAGUGGCACGGCGGAAUGCACUGGAGGAGACCCUUCACACGCUUGGGUUCGAGAAGCACAGCAUCGAUGACGUCCAGAAGAUGCAGUGGGGAUCGCUGGAGAGGGAGAUCCAAGCCUGGAUUAGGGCGUUGAGGCAGUGGGAGACCUUGCACGUUCCCAGCGAACGCAAGCUGUCCGACACCGUCUUCUCGGAUUAUCCUGCCAUGUCCCAGGCCCUGUUCGGGAGCCUGUCGCAUGGCGUUACCACUCAACUCUUCAAUUUCUCCGCGGCCCUGGCACUGACGAGACGCGGUGUGGAGAAGCUGUUCAAGUUUCUGGACGUGUACGAGGCCUUGAGGGACAGCGUGCCCGAGAUUGGCGAGCUGAUGCCGCAGGAGUGGGGCACCGAGAUUAAGUCGGAGGCCUCCAUGAUAAGGAGCAGCCUGGGGCAGGCCAUGAUUCUGAUGUUCAGCGACCUGGAGAGGUCAAUAAAGGGCGACGCGGGGAAGACUCCGGUGCCGGCUGCGGGCGGGGGAGUGCACCCCCUGACGAUAUACACGACGGAUUUCCUGGAGAAUGCGUGCGAGUACAAGGCAACCUUGGAUCAGGUGUUCAGCGAGCACCGGAAUUAUAAGCUGGAGAGGGCAGAGUACGAUGAUGAUCGAGAUCGGGAUCAUGAAGGAGGAGAUGACCAAUAUUUAGAUCAUCAGGACCAUCAGAAUCAAUCCGAUCAAAGCCAAAGCCAAAGCCAAAGUCGAGGCGGCGCGGGCAGGCAGCCGCCAUCGUCGCCCUUCCAAGGUCAGAUAACGAAGGUGAUGGAGCUGCUGGAGCAGAAGGUGGAGCGGAAGUCGAAGCUGUACAAGGAGCCGGCGCUGAGCUCGAUAUUUUUGAUGAACAACGGGAGGUACGUGCUGAAGAAGGUGAGGGAGUCGAGCGAGCUGAACAGCCUGAUGGGGGAGGCGUGGUACCGCAAGAAGUCGGCGGACCUGAGGCAGUACCACCAGGUGUACCAGCGGGAGACGUGGGGGCGGCUGCUGGGUUGCUUCCGGGCGUCGGAUGGGCUGGUGGUGAACGGGAAGGUGUCGAAGCCGGUGUUGAAGGAGAGGUUCAAGAGCUUCAACGCCAUGUUCGACGAGAUUCACCGGGCGCAGAGCGGGUGGGUGGUGGCGGACGAGCAGCUGCAGUCGGAGCUGAGGGUGGCCAUCUCCAACAUGGUCAUCCCGGCCUACAGGUCGUACCUGGGGCGGUACAGCCACACCUUCACUCCCGGCCGCCAGACCGAGAAGUACGUCAAAUAUCAGCCCGAGGAUAUUGAGGCCUGCAUUGAGGACUUGUUCGACGGCAACACUAGCAAAUAG
This is a messenger RNA of Andrographis paniculata, 2415 nucleotides long. RefSeq names its product exocyst complex component EXO70B1-like. NCBI's taxonomy places the organism in Eukaryota, Viridiplantae, Streptophyta, Magnoliopsida, Lamiales, Acanthaceae. Bases 1 to 2415 code for a protein of 804 amino acids. Gene Ontology annotation, molecular function: phosphatidylinositol-4,5-bisphosphate binding. The record is from RefSeq and is a predicted model, not a curated record. Gene Ontology annotation, biological process: exocytosis. Gene Ontology annotation, cellular component: exocyst. The transcript is spliced from 2 exons.